Molecule: messenger RNA, 1362 nt
Organism: Diprion similis
Lineage: Eukaryota; Metazoa; Arthropoda; Insecta; Hymenoptera; Diprionidae
Product: ice-structuring glycoprotein-like
Exons: 3
Coding region: 121-1362 (413 amino acids)
Source: RefSeq, a predicted model, not a curated record
GGGCGUGGUUCUCCGGCGAAGUGAUUCCCAGAGUAUAAAACACCCGACCAUCGACAACCAGAGCAUCACUUCUUAGUAACUGACCACAGCGCAGUACCAAGCCUAAAAAAGUAUCUCAAAAUGGCAUUCAAGGUGAUGAUCCUCUGCGCCACCCUCGCGGUCGCCAACGCCGGUUUUUACAGCGGUCUUCACGCCGCCCCUGCAGCAGCGAUAACCUACGGUGCACCAACCCUAAGCUACGCUGCCCCAGCGAUCACUUCGCAGUCCUCCAACAUCCUCCGCAGCCCAGGUAACCUCGCCCAGAUUUCCACCUACUCGAAGACCAUCGACACCCCUUACUCCAGAGUCAGCAAGUCCGACGUCCGCGUUAGCAACCCCAGCGUCUACACCACCUCCUACGCUGCCCCAGCUGCCUACGCCACUUCCUACGCUGCACCAGCUGCUUACGCCAGCUCCUACGCUGCACCAGCUGCCUAUGCCUACUCCUCGGCACCGGCUGUGUCCCACGUGAGCUACUCGUCGCCCUUGUCCUACGCCGCCCCCGCCCCGAUCAUCACCAAGACUGCCUACGCCGCCCCCGCCCCCGCCUACACCUACGCCGCUGGACCAGCACCCUUAAUCACGAAGACCGCUUACGCCGCACCAGCUGCCCUGGCCUACGGAGCCGCCCCAGCAGUCGCUGCCCCCGGCCCAGUUGUGUCUCACGCAACUUUUUCCGGACUGGGAGCUUCUUACGCUUGGAUAACCAAUUUACCGACGUCCUUUCAGCUGGUAGUAAUCUGCGCAACCCUGGCCGCAGCUCAGGCUGGCCACCUCGCCGCACCCGCGAUCACCUACAGCGCAGCGCCAGCUGUCUCCCACGUGACCUACGCUGCGCAGGCGCCGGCUCACAUCACCUACACCAGUGGCGCCCCCCUGAUAAAGGACGCUUACUUGGCCCAGCCGAGCUACGCCUACAGCGCCUCUCCGGUCGCCGUUCACGCCCCAGCCAUCGGCUCGUCUCACGAAAGCACGGUUCGAUCCCUGGACGGAAACUCGGCAGUGUCCCACUACAGCAAGGCCGUCGACACCGCCUUUUCCACGGUCCGUAAAUACGACACCCGAGUAACGAACGACGCUAAGUUCGUUGCUGCUGCCCCCGCCUACGCCUAUGCUGCCGCCCCCGCAGCGACUUACGCCUACAGCGCCCCCGUCGUCGCGAAGACGACUUACGCUGCUGCCCCAGCCCUUCACUACGCCGCUGCUGCCCCUGCCUACCCCGUCGUAGCUAAGGCGGCUUACGCAGCCCCCAUCGCAUAUUCGCCAGCCGGUCUUGUCGCGCACACCACCUUCAACGGCAUCGGUGCUUCCUAUGCUUGGUAA